CUAACCCCGGCACUUCCGGUCGCCGCUGCGGGUGUUUUGGGUUCUCGGCCGCUUCGGGGUAAUUCGAGUUGUGCAGAUAUUGACAGUGAAGGUGAGCGUGGAUUGUCUGAGGCUGUCACCGCUGGACCUUGCCCUUGGAUGUAGACCUUGCGUGGUGCUGAGCGCCUGUGCUGGCCCGCUUGUGAUGUCUGUGCCUGCUGGACAGGGGAUGGCCGUGUAGAUGGCGGAGUUUACCACAGAGUACCAGCGGCUACAGGCCUCCUACACCGACUCCCCACCCGGGGAGGAGGAUCUGUUGGUUCACGUGGCUGAUGGCAGCAAAUCUCCCUGGCAUCACAUUGAAAACCUGGACCUGUACCCUCUGUACAUCUACCACCUCCAUCAGAAGAAUGGCUUCCUCUGCAUGCUGCUCACUGAAGUGUUUGAAUUAGUGCAGUUUGUCUUUGUCGUCACUUUUACGACCUUCCUCGUUAACUGCGUAGAUUACGACAUUCUGUUUGCCAACAAGGUACUGAACAGCACACAGCAUGGGGGCCAGGUGGUGAAGGUCACCCUACCUGAUGCCUUCCUGCCCCCACAGACCUGCACUGCCAGGAUCCGGCAGAACGUGCUGAUGGUGGUCAUCCUCCUGACGGCUGGAGUCUUCUGGGUCCAUCGCCUGGUGAAGUUCAUCUACAACGUCUGCUGCUACUGGGAAAUCAGGGCAUUUUACAAGAAUGCCCUUAAGAUACCCAUGGCUCACCUGCCCUAUUUCAGCUGGCAGGAGGUACAGGCCCGCAUCAUCCAGGUGCAGCGGGAGCACCUGAUGUGCAUCCACAAGCGGGAGCUGAGCGAGCUCGACAUCUACCACCGCAUCCUGCGCUUCAAGAACUACAUGGUGGCCAUGAUCAACAAGUCUCUGUUGCCCAUCCGGUUCCAGGUCCCCUUCCUGGGGGAGCUGGUCUUCUUCACCCGGGGCCUGAGGUACAACUUUGAGCUGAUCUUCCUGUGGGGACCGGGCUCCCUCUUCCAGAAUGAGUGGAGCCUGAAGCCUGAGUACAAGAAGGGCGCCAACCGCCGGGAGCUGGCGCACAAGCUGAGCAGCCGGAUCCUGUGGAUCGGGAUCACCAACCUGCUGCUGUGUCCAGUGAUCCUGGUCUGGCAGAUCCUCUACGCCUUCUUCAGCUAUGCUGAGGUGAUCAAGCGGGAGCCGGGCAGCCUGGGGGCGCGCUGCUGGUCACUGUACGGCCGCUGUUACCUGCGCCACUUCAACGAGCUGGACCACGAGCUGCAGUCACGGCUCAGCAAGGGCUACAAGGCGGCCUCCAAGUACAUGAACUGCUUCCUGUCACCUCUGCUCACCGUCCUAGCCAAGAACCUGGCCUUCUUCGCAGGCUCCAUCCUCGCUGUGCUGAUCACACUCACUGUCUACGAUGAGGACGUUCUGGCGGUGGAACACGUGCUCACCACCAUCACCCUGCUCGGCCUCUGCGUCACCGUGUGCAGGUGCUUUAUCCCUGAUAAACACCUGGUGUUCUGUCCAGAGCAGCUGCUGAAGGUGAUCCUGUCCCACAUACACUACAUGCCCGACCACUGGCAGGGAGCUGCUCACCGCUACGAGACCAGAGACCAGUUCGCUCAGCUCUUCCAGUACAAAGCCGUCUUCAUUCUGGAGGAGCUGCUCAGUCCCAUCAUCACCCCCUUCAUCCUGAUCUUCUGCCUGAGGAACAAGUCCCUCGAGAUCAUCGACUUCUUCCGUAACUUCACUGUGGAAGUGGUAGGGGUGGGAGACACCUGUUCCUUUGCUCAGAUGGACAUCCGACACCAUGGGCACCCCGCAUGGUUCCCGGGCGGACGGACAGAGGCCUCCAUGUAUCAGCAGGCGGAGGAUGGGAAGACGGAACUGUCGCUGAUGCACUUCGCCAUCACCAACCCCCGCUGGCUGCCCCCCCAGCACAGCUCGGCCUUCAUCAGCCAGCUGAAGGAGAAGGUGAACCGUGACAAGGCUGCACUGGUGGGGGGCCCCCACCCCGGCCUCGUCAGCUCACUGCAGUCCGACACACAGCCCCACAGCCUGAUCACCAGCCUGCUCACCGGACCCCCCUCGCUCAUUCUCCGAGGACCAGACGUCUCAUCUGACGCAGCCUCCUCCCUCCGAUCUUUCUCCAUCGGACACCUUGGUCACGCUCCGGGCAACCAGCACCCUUCCCUUCCUCGGCCUGACAUCAGGAGAGCACCAGCUACGUCUGGGUCGGAGGGACGGAUGCUGAGCUCUGGGAGCAGUGCAUGGGAGGGGCAGGUCCACAGCGCGCUGGUGUCCGAAUUCGCCUCCACCGAGAUGAGUCUGCACGCACUCUACAUGCAUGAGUUCCACAAGCAGCAGACCCAGGUGGAGCCAGCACGACACAUCUGGUAUCGUCACGACAGCGAUGAGAGUGGUGAGAGCGGGCUGGAGGAGGCAGAGGGCCGUCGGCCGUCUCCACCGGUCAUCCCCCGCUCCUCCACCUACCCCGUGUCUGGCCACAGACCUGCAGACCAGCGAGACAGCACCCUCCCCCUCCUGCCCACCCUGUCCAGGAGAUAUGGGGGCACCAGUGAUUCCUCUCCGGCCCAGAGACCAGCGUGCCGGCAGCCCAUGGGGGGGUGGGCAGAGGACGGGUCACCCCCUCCACAGCCGGAGCCUGUGCCUGAGGUGUCCGAGGAUGAUCUGCCCCCACAGACACACCAGGUGUAGCAGGAAGGUGAGCCAGGAGGCCAGGGUGACACUGGAUUCACUGCCACGGACGGAGUAAUGCAUGGUUCCCGCUCCAUCCGCCCCUGACGUAUGUCGGUGUUGGUCUGGUUAGUUUGUGAACUUGUUCCUUCGUUCCCAGAGUGUUCCUGCACAUUCCUCAUGGUGUCCUUGUGUGGGGUAGGGGGGGUGGUCCCUAUGGGUGAGCAUGGGGGGUUCUCCUCUCACACAUGGGUGGAGAAUGUGCCCCUAUGUCCAUGGGUGGGGUGUGUGUCAUUGUGGGGAGAGGAGAAGUGUCUCUGUGCCCAUGGGAGAGGGUGGGAGGAGGUCUGUGUGCCCAUGAUGGAGCCUUCCUGGUUUCUGCAGCCUUGGGGAGGGAUGGGCAGUGUCCCGGGGACCGGGUCCAUGG
This is a messenger RNA of Pristis pectinata (smalltooth sawfish), 3119 nucleotides long. RefSeq names its product ATG9 autophagy related 9 homolog A (S. cerevisiae) (gene atg9a). Gene Ontology annotation, cellular component: autophagosome; phagophore assembly site. NCBI's taxonomy places the organism in Eukaryota, Metazoa, Chordata, Chondrichthyes, Rhinopristiformes, Pristidae. The record is from RefSeq and is a predicted model, not a curated record. Gene Ontology annotation, biological process: autophagy of mitochondrion; protein localization to phagophore assembly site.